UCAACACUGUAUCGCUACGAUUACUAUUACAUGCUAUUACACUUUUUAUCCUUUAUACAUAAGGUACAUAAUUGCAUAUAAUUAUGUAGACAAUACACAUCAACUUUUCACCAGCUAUGAUAAAUAUUCUAUUAAGAAUAUUCUAUUAAGAAGGUAACCUUAUUGCCAUGCCCUAGAUAUAAUUUUAGACUCCACGUUAGUAACUGAGCAUUUUUGAAAAGUUGACAUUAUCUCAAUAAUACUUAGCAAAACCUAUAAACUCAGUCACACUUAUCUUGCGAUCUCUCGAUCAACGAUAGAGUCUAAUUUAUUAUCAACAUAAAUUGACUGUGAUAAGUGGUGUGUAAGCGUAUUGACGCCUCUAAACGAAUGUUGGCUGAUACACUGGCAUUCUUAUAUUGUUAUUGUCGCUACGCAGUGCACUCACACACGACAUGGAGCGAGACCCUAAGAACAAAGUUGUUGUAGUGACAGGCGGAGCGGGAGGUAUAGGAUACGAGAUCGCUGACAAGUUUCUGAAGUACGGAGCUAAAACUGUGAUUAUAUUAGACCUUAACGAAACUCUUGGAGUUGAAGCUGAACAAAAACUGAAUGUUAUGCACGGUGAAGGUAAAGCUGUUUUUAUAAAGUGUGACGUCACAAAAGAUCUGGAUAAAGUAUCGCAAGAAAUAUUCCAGAAAUAUGACGUCAACGUACUUGUAAAUAAUGCAGGAGUAUUAAACGAGGCUAGUGUAAGACAGACGCUUGAAAUCAAUCUUAUAGCACUAAUUGACUGGAGCAUGAAGUUUUGGGAGCAUUGGAGAACUGACAAUGGUGGUCAUGGAGGGACGAUAUACAAUGUAUCCUCUAUUUAUGGAUAUGAAAACAAUCCAUUUAUUGUUUUCUACAAAGCGUCAAAGAGUGCAGUGUUGAAUUUCACGAGAUCGUUAGGGCACCCUACUAAUUAUGAGACAAGUGGUGUGAGAGUGAUUGCGAUCUGUCCAGGUUUUACUGACACUGUGAUACUUACUGGUGAAGUAUGGGAUAUCCACAAUGAACGUUUCCAAAAAGUGAUGAAGGAAGAAGUUGUGAUUCAGAAGCCUGAGAGAGUUGGUGAGGCUGCUGUGGAAAUUUUCAAGGUUGCAAAUACUGCAGAAACGUGGGUCGCUAAAAACAAUGAACCAAUUAAAUUAGUACAAUUUACAUAUGAAGAAGUGGCCCCUUGAGUACAGUAGUCAUACAUUCCAUUUUUGCGUACAUACUUAUCUUCAAGUAAUGAUCUAAAUAUAUUAUUUUUGUGAUAUAUUUUCAUAGUUGUGGAGUUAGUUAUUUUACGGAACAGCAGCCUCCAAAAUAGACACUGAAAUUUCUUUUUUUUCUUUAUUUAUGUAUAUUUCAUAUACAAUAGUAAAAUAAACGAUUG
This is a messenger RNA of Spodoptera litura, 1402 nucleotides long. Its product is annotated as 15-hydroxyprostaglandin dehydrogenase [NAD(+)]-like. Gene Ontology annotation, molecular function: oxidoreductase activity, acting on the CH-OH group of donors, NAD or NADP as acceptor. NCBI's taxonomy places the organism in Eukaryota, Metazoa, Arthropoda, Insecta, Lepidoptera, Noctuidae. Gene Ontology annotation, cellular component: cytoplasm. The record is from RefSeq and is a predicted model, not a curated record.